Messenger RNA from Carya illinoinensis, 765 nucleotides. RefSeq names its product ferredoxin, root R-B1. Gene Ontology annotation, cellular component: plastid. The record is from RefSeq and is a predicted model, not a curated record. The transcript has 2 exons. The coding region runs from base 190 to 669 and encodes 159 amino acids. Gene Ontology annotation, molecular function: 2 iron, 2 sulfur cluster binding; electron transfer activity. NCBI's taxonomy places the organism in Eukaryota, Viridiplantae, Streptophyta, Magnoliopsida, Fagales, Juglandaceae. Gene Ontology annotation, biological process: electron transport chain.
UUGUUCGGAGUAUGCGUGCAUGUGUACGUCUAUAUAUACUUGUUACAACCCCCACUAGUAAAUUCAUACGCAUCGUUCUUUCCGCCGAAAGCUCUCUUUUGAGUACACUCAACUCUCAAGUCACGGUCUCUCUCUCAGUAAGCAAAUUAGUUAGUAGCGAGCUGAAAUUUGCUACAAACUCAGGCAACCAUGUCGACCAUGCCAACCAUGUCAACUGUGAGACUUCCCUCCCAUUGCAUGCUCAGAACUGCACCUCAGAACGGUUUCACCGGUGCCAUUAUCAAGUGCCCAUCAUCUGUUGGAUCUGUGAAGAACAUCUCCAAAGCUUUUGGCAUGAAAGCAUCCCCCUCUUUCAGAGCAUCCGCGAUGGCAGUAUACAAGGUUAAGCUUAUAGGACCAAAUGGUGAAGAGAAUGAGUUCGAUGCCCCUGAUGAUGCUUACAUCCUAGAUUCAGCUGAAACUGCAGGAGUUGAGUUGCCUUAUUCAUGCAGGGCUGGGGCUUGCUGUACCUGUGCUGGGAAGAAGGUGUCAGGCUCAGUGGACCAGUCUGAUGGCUCAUUCCUUGAUGACAAACAAAUGGAGGAAGGUUAUGUGCUGACUUGUGUCUCAUACCCGACUUCUGACUGUGUGAUUCACACACACAAGGAAGGCGAUCUUUUCUUAGUGUGAUUGUUUUGUUGGGGUUUGAGUAGGGUUUUGUGGAACUUCAAGUGUUAGUCAUUUUGUUUUGUGGAAUUCCAUUUAAUCCUAGUUGUCUUAAUUGCA